AUGCCAACCAAGGCAAUGCUGUGGAAUCUACUGGGACGUCGAGCGGCAGGAGAUUUCCCGCGAGAUCAGGAAGACGUGGACCUAAUUAUCCCAAUUUUCUGCCCGAUACACGAGUUGUCGAAAUUCUCCCCUCGCAAGAUGAUCCGAAUCUAUAUGAGUCUACGUGAAACCAGUUCGAAUUAUCCGGCCCAGUCGUAUCUCACUGGCAACGAUGGGAGUAAGGAUUCGUACUCGUUGUGUCUUCGAGGCAUGUGUCGGUCACCCGACGAAAUCUCCCUCACCGAUUGGCCGUUUAUGUUGUCACCGAAGAUUUCGGAACAACUCGCAGAUAUAGCGCUGCAUUAUAUCUAA
Messenger RNA from Phytophthora nicotianae INRA-310, 351 nucleotides. RefSeq lists its product as hypothetical. Lineage: Eukaryota; Oomycota; Peronosporomycetes; Peronosporales; Peronosporaceae. The transcript has 2 exons. Bases 1 to 351 code for a protein of 116 amino acids. The record is from RefSeq and is a predicted model, not a curated record.